Messenger RNA from Exophiala bonariae, 624 nucleotides. RefSeq lists its product as uncharacterized. Lineage: Eukaryota; Fungi; Ascomycota; Eurotiomycetes; Chaetothyriales; Herpotrichiellaceae. The transcript is spliced from 2 exons. The record is from RefSeq and is a predicted model, not a curated record. The coding region runs from base 1 to 624 and encodes 207 amino acids.
AUGGGUUCCAUGCCCACCGAUGUCGAGACCUUGUCUAUGUACGAGGCACCAGACGAGUUUUCCCGAGAGAUCGACCAACACAUCCGAGAGAGCGCUCUCGCACGGUCAUUACGGGAGAAUCCUGAGUUUAUCGAGUCAAGACCACAUCUAAAGAUCCCCGCCGAGGUGCGGCAGCACAACCUAACGGCAGGGACGUUGGCUGGGCCAGGCAUGAUCGCGGUGCCGCCCUACUAUUUCAACGAGCGCGACGGUAAAUCCAUGGUUCAGAUCUUCUAUGUUGGACCCGAUUGCUCUGGACAUCCCGGGAUCGUGCAUGGAGGGUUUCUGGCGACCAUGCUGGACGAGGGACUGGCUAGAUGCGCAUUCCCGGCCAUGCCCAACAAAGUAGGCGUCACCGCCAACCUACAGAUCAACUACCUCAAGCCUACGAUGGCUGGUCAGUAUCUCGUCCUUAGAGCCAAAACCACGAAGGUGGAUGGCCGCAAGGCCUGGGCCGAGGGUUGGAUUGAGAGCCUUGAAGUCGCUGAAGGUGAGGAGCCUCAGAAACUAGUGGAGGCGACGGCUCUCUUUGUAGAGCCAAAGCACGCGAAGGUUCUCAAGUCUCUCUACAGAGUCGCGACAUGA